AUGGACCCUCAGGACAUAGCGAAAACCGCUUUUAAUGGAGAGCAUGGCCAUUUCGAAUUUCUUCGCAUGCCAAUGGGCCUGAAAAACAGUCCAUCUACUUUCCAAAGAGUUAUGGACAAUAUCUUAAGGGGGCUACAAAAUCAUAUAUGCCUUGUAUACCUAGAUGACAUAAUUGUGUUCAGCACUUCGCUCCAAGAACAUAUGGUUAACCUAGACAAAGUAUUUAGUAGAUUUCGCGAGUCCAACUUUAAAUUUCAAAUGGAGAAAUCGGAGUUUCUCAAACAUGAAACGGCUUACCUCGGUCAUAUUAUCACCAGGGACGGUAUUAAACCAAACCCCGAUAAAAUUUCGGCUGUUCAAAAAUACCCUAUUCCAAAGAAUCCAAAAGAAAUUAAACAAUUUUUAGGCCUUCUCGGUUAUUACAGAAAGUUCAUUCCGGAUUUCGCUCGUAUUACUAAGCCAUUAACUCAGUGUCUUAAGAAAGGCAAAAAGGUAACAAUAGACAAUAAUUACGUUAAGGCUUUCGAAAAACUAAAGAGUUUAACCUAA
Messenger RNA from Parnassius mnemosyne (clouded apollo), 549 nucleotides. NCBI's taxonomy places the organism in Eukaryota, Metazoa, Arthropoda, Insecta, Lepidoptera, Papilionidae. The record is from the annotation of a GenBank genome assembly.